AAACCUAAUCUUCCAGAUACUCACUGAGUCACUGUACACUGUACUACUACUCCUAUGUAUAUAUAUUACCACACCCACUGAUCUUUCCUUGCUUCAUUCUCUUGAAUGACUAUGAAAGCUGUUGUUUUGAGCUCGAUCAGCUGCCUCUUUGUCUUCUUCUUCAGUCUUUCUGGGCUUCAUGGGAUAAAUUCAGAAGCUCAGCCUAAAGAUGAAACAGGGCAUGCUAACUUACCACCAAGGGGUUGGAAUUCCUAUGACUCGUUUUCUUGGGUCAUCACCGAGGAACAGUUCCUUCAAAAUGUAGAACUUGUUGCUCAGCGGUUAAAAUCUAAAGGUUAUGAGUAUGUUGUGGUGGAUUUUCUGUGGUAUAGAAAAAAAGUAGAGGGUGCCUACACUGAUUCUCUUGGAUUUGAUGUAAUCGAUGAAUGGGGAAGAAUGCAACCAGACCCGGGUAGAUGGCCUUCGUCUGCGGGUGGUAGAGGAUUCACUGACGUUGCUGCUAAAGUUCAUAGCAUGGGUUUGAAAUUCGGGAUUCACCUCAUGAGAGGUGUUAGUACGCAGGCAGUCAAUGGUCAUACCCCAAUCCUGGAUGUUAAAACGGGCAAAGCUUAUGAAGAAGGCGGCAGGCAGUGGUAUGCAAGUGAUGUAGGAAUUAAGGAGAGGGCCUGUGCGUGGAUGAAGAAUGGUUUCAUGAGCGUGAAUACCAAAACUGGAGCCGGAAGGGCAUUUCUUAGGUCGCUCUAUCAACAGUAUGCUGACUGGGGUGUCGAUUUUGUGAAACAUGACUGUGUUUUCGGCUCUGAUUUGGAUUUGGAUGAGAUAACUGUAGUUUCAGAGGUACUGAAGGAGCUUAAUCGUUCCAUAACAUAUUCUCUGUCUCCCGGAGUUGACGCGACACCAGCAUUGGCAAAGGAAGUCAGUAGUCUCGUCAACAUGUACCGGGUAACCGGGGAUGACUGGGAUACCUGGGAAGAUGUUGCUUCACACUUUAAUGUUGCAAGGGACAUGGCUGCUGCUGGUUUGAUAGGAACCGGGGGCCUGCAAGGGAAGUCAUGGCCCGACUUAGAUAUGCUACCUUUCGGCUGGCUCACAGAUCCCGGAUCAAAUGAAGGUCCACACAGAUACUCUAAUCUAACUCAGACUGAAAAAGAAACGCAGAUGACUUUGUGGUCCAUGGCCAAGUCUCCGAUUAUGUAUGGAGGUGACAUGAGACGUAUUAGUGUUGGGGACCUUGCACUCAUUACAAAUCCAACUUUACUGGAGAUAAACUGGUUUAGCUCAAACAAUAAAGAGUUCCCACACGUAACUGGCACACAAUGUUCUCGACUCAGAAGGCAUACACUAUCCCACACCCACGAAAGUGAAAAAUGUACUGGUACUACCUUGGAUGCCCAGGUUUUAGCUCUCAGAAGCUGCAAAGACACGAAAGCAAAAGGUUGGUCUCAUGAACUUGUUGAGGAUGAUCUCGAGCAAAUUUGUUGGAAAGGGAAAACAACCAAACAUCAGGCACCGUUUUGUCUGUACAAGAAAAGACCACUUUUUGAACCGCAUCAAGAAACGAGAAAUAAGAGCCAAAGUUAUGGGAAACUGCAUUUACUGGAGGCGGAGAGUAAAGAUUCUUGCCUUACUGCUGCUCCAAAUCGAAAGCUUACUUCUGCUGAAGCUAGCAAAGGUUCAUUCUCAAACUGCAGAUGGGAAGCCUACCAGAUGUGGGAAUUGAAACGCAACGGAACCCUCAUAAACAAUUACUCGGGUCUAUGUGCUUCAUUGGAUUCUGUUAAAGCUACACCUGUAGGAAGUCGCGCAUGGAUUGCAAGCGGGAGGAAAGGAGAGAUAUAUCUCGCCUUCUUCAAUCUGAACAAAGCGACAUCCGUGAUCUCAACAACCGCAUCAGACGUAGCCAAGGCGCUCCCUGAAAGAAACUUGCGUGAUCCAAAGUGCUCAGGAAGAGAAUUGUGGUCUGGAAAAAGCUUUGGACCAGUAAAGGUAUUAUCCAUAACUGUACAACCACAUGGAUCUGCUUUGUUUGUACUAAACUGCCAUUGAUGAUGAUGAACAAGAUAAACCCUGCAACCUUACAAGAUGGUUGCUUGUAUUAGAAAUGUACGUGAUGAUUGGAGUAUGGAUUUUGUAUACUAAGAACUGUCUCAAGAAUUGAAAUAAUAAUAAUUUUUUUACAUCUA
Molecule: messenger RNA, 2183 nt
Organism: Ipomoea nil (Japanese morning glory)
Lineage: Eukaryota; Viridiplantae; Streptophyta; Magnoliopsida; Solanales; Convolvulaceae
Exons: 14
Coding region: 106-2046 (646 amino acids)
Biological process (GO): carbohydrate metabolic process
Molecular function (GO): hydrolase activity, hydrolyzing O-glycosyl compounds
Source: RefSeq, a predicted model, not a curated record